Capsella rubella is the source of this 775-nucleotide messenger RNA. Its product is annotated as membrane protein PM19L. Lineage: Eukaryota; Viridiplantae; Streptophyta; Magnoliopsida; Brassicales; Brassicaceae. The record is from RefSeq and is a predicted model, not a curated record. The transcript has 4 exons. Bases 95 to 571 code for a protein of 158 amino acids.
CAUUAUGCCUCAUUCCAGAUAAGAACAAACUUAAUUUUCCUCAUUCUUCUUGCUUCUCUCAUCCUCCGGCUUUCGUAGUUUUUCAAAAGGCGAAAUGGCGGGUGAGCAAAUGAAACCUGUUGCCUCUGGACUUCUGGUGCUGAACUUCUGCAUGUAUGUGAUCGUUCUAGGCAUUGGAGGAUGGGCCAUGAACCGAGCCAUCGACCAUGGAUUUGAAGUCGGCCCAAAUUUAAAUCUACCAGCACAUUUCUCCCCAAUUUAUUUCCCGAUGGGAAACGCAGCCACAGGAUUUUUUGUGAUAUUUGCAUUGCUGGCGGGAGUGGUUGGUGCGGCUUCUACCAUCUCGGGCCUUAGCCACAUUCGUUCAUGGACCGUGGGAAGCUUACCGGCUGCAGCGACUGCUGCAACUAUUGCCUGGACCCUCACAGUCCUUGCCAUGGGGUUCGCAUGGAAAGAAAUCGAGCUUCAAGGGAGAAAUGCUAAACUGAGAACCAUGGAGGCGUUCUUGAUCAUACUCUCAGUCACUCAGCUUGUUUACAUCGCCGCGGUUCACGGUGUGAGGAGACCAUAAGGAAUCAUGGGCUUUGUGCUUCCGUUCUUGUCAAUCAUCCGAAACUUGUGAUUGAAUGUGUGCGAGUAUUUGUGUUUGUGUGUGUGUGAUUUUAAAUUCUUAGGAAGCUUAAGAUUAAUUCAUGCAUUCUUUAUGUACAAAAGGAUCAGAGCUUGUUUUGUGUGUCGCUUUGUGUUUAUGGAAUAAAAUCAAACUUUGAGGCUU